Acanthochromis polyacanthus (spiny chromis) is the source of this 2162-nucleotide messenger RNA. Its product is annotated as ras-related protein Rab-19-like. Bases 721 to 1389 code for a protein of 222 amino acids. Lineage: Eukaryota; Metazoa; Chordata; Actinopteri; Pomacentridae. Gene Ontology annotation, molecular function: GTPase activity; GTP binding. The transcript is spliced from 4 exons. The record is from RefSeq and is a predicted model, not a curated record. Gene Ontology annotation, cellular component: trans-Golgi network.
CUGUGAAGACUGUAGAGAGACAGCAGGAGGAAGGAAAACCUGAUGAGAGAGUCAGGUGGAGGAAACAUACUGACACGUGUAGCAGCAGGUGGAUCACACAGCAACCUGGAUUAUAAACAAGCAUCUCUCUCAAAGGAAGCUCCUGUUUUGUUUUGUUUUGUCUUUCACUUUUACAACCAGAACCUGAGCAGGAGAGGAUGGGAUUCAUGCUGUGUUCUGCUCUGGGCCAUAAAGUGGGUCAACACCUGAGAAGGAGCUGAAAGGAGAAGCAGAACUGAGGCAGUUUUGUCCUGGGAAGGACUGAACAGACGGAGAAAAUGCAGAAUUACAAAGAAAAUACUUCCCGUUUUUAGCAACAGAAAUAAACAUAAACAGUUGAUUCCUUGUCCUUUUAAAUGUACACACGGCUAAUAGUUGAAAUUUUAGCUCAAGUAAAUGGAUUGUUUUGGUGUUUUGUAGCAUUUGAGCAGCUCCAGUUUGCAUUUUGACAAACUGUGUUACAUCCCUAAACUGGUUUUACAGGCUGAACUAAUGCAGCUGCUGGAAAUCUACCUGGCUGAUCAGCUGUAGCUUCUGCUAGAGGAAGAAACUGAGCAGCUCUUGUUUUGGAUAAAGAUAACUCAGCAUCUCUCACCUCAACCCCAAAGGCCAAACAUUCCAAGUGAUCGACAGUAAAAGGAGGCAGCGUUUCCUCCUCAUCCGCACAGAAAAGGCUCCACCAUGCAGACUCCAGGACCCGAGCAUGACGAUUCCUUUGAUUUUCUGUUCAAGAUCAUACUGAUCGGAGACUCCAACGUGGGGAAAACCUGUGUGGUUCAGAAUUUCAAGUCUGGGAUUUUCUCAGAGAAGCAGCAGAACACAAUCGGGGUGGAUUUCACUGUACGAACUGUGGAUAUCGAUGGGAGGAAAGUGAAGAUGCAGGUGUGGGACACGGCGGGUCAGGAGAGGUUUCGUACCAUCACCCAGAGCUACUACCGCAGCGCUCACGGAGCCAUGAUCGCCUACGACAUCACAAGACGCUCCACCUUUGACUCAGUGAAUCACUGGAUCAAGGAGGUGGAGCUGUACGGAGCCGCCAACGUCGUGCUGGUUCUCAUAGGUAACAAAUGUGACCUGGAGGAUGAACGGCAGGUUCAGUUCGAGGAGGCCUGCAAUCUAGCAAAGGAGAGAGGGAUCCUAGCUGCUCUAGAAACAUCUGCAAAGGAGAGUCAGAAUGUAGAAGAAGCCUUCCUGAUGAUGGCCAGAGAGCUGUUGUCUCGUAAUGGCCUUUAUGUCCAGCAGGGGGACUUGGACGGCAGCACACCUCACAUUCUCCUCAGAUCCAAUUCUCGGCCAGUCGAUGGCGCUGCAGCUGCAUAUACGCCUCCAGAGAAGAAGACGUGUUGCUGAUGCACAGGAGGAGAGGAUGGGGAUGUUAGAGAUUGUAAAUUGAAGGACUUGAAUUAUUAAAAUAUUCGAGAGAAAUGGAAGAAAAGUGUUUGGAUGUGUGUCAGAACCAUCAGGACCUCGAUAACCAAGAACCUUUGCAUUGAGGAAGUUUAGGAAAAUAUUGUAAAGUAUUAAAAACAAUUCAGUGUAGUUUCUGGGACCUAGCUGACCUGAGAGAACUGUGAACCAGGCAUUUUUAAUAGUAAACAGAUAAGAGAUAGUGGUGAUUGUGUUGGGUGUCAUCAGUGUUCUAGGAAGGUUACAGUAACCAGUCUCAUUUGCAUCAAUUAUACCUGAACUGUUUGUUUUUUAGUAAAUGCUAUGUUUUUUAAUGUCACACCAGGAAACAGAUUCACGGUUCUGUAUCUCUUCUGUGUUUUUACAUUGGAAUUACUGUUCUUUGUGUUGUAUUUUGUCUAAAUUCUGUCUUCAUGCUUCGCUCUGCCGAGAAAACUUUUGAAAACUUGGAAAAGGACAACAAGAUGAGACUUCAACCCUUCUUGUGAUGCCGCUCUAAUGAGCUGUAAUGCUGGAAAACAUCCACGAGAACUUGCUGCAAACCAAAACACUGUGAAUUAUGCAUAUUUGUUUGACUUUGUCUCGUGAUAGUUCCAAACAUGACGAGAUCUCAGUUUGUCAUAAACUGCUUUGGUUGUGUUCCAAAUGAUUUCUUUCAGUUUCUUUUUAGUUCGAAUAAUAAAUCAGGGUCAAGACUGACCUGCUGUGAGGAACAA